AGUUAAUCCAUACGCAUGUGAUAUGAUCAUGACCCGUUUGAUGUUAACAGAUGUUGUUUCCAAGAAAUACUCUCUGCUUUGGCCUUAAGCCUUCCAAUCUGUUCUCUGUAUGCAGGGACAAGGGCGUACCUGUUAACUUUGACCAGAGAUUGUCAUUAUAUAAACAAAUUGGAGUAAAGGUUGUUUUUUUCUAAGAAAGAAUUCAGAAGCAGGGAAAACAGACAGAGAGUGAUCACUCAAUAAUCCAUGAGCAGCACCACUGCGGCAACUUCCAAUGAAUGGAUGCAAUUCUAUGAACAAACUGUUGAUGAACUGUCAGCAUCAUCUUUGGCAUUCUCUGAUGCCACUGCAGUGGCUACAAGUGCCUCCCCUGAGAGCAAUCUUAGCCCCAGCAGUUUACAUUCGGCAAGCGAUCAAUUGACGCCUAUGGGUUCUUCCUCAAAGCCAAUAAGAAGAAGGUCGAGAGCUUCCAAGAAAACACCCACCACCCUUCUCAAUGCUAACGCCAGCAAUUUUCGAGCUUUGGUGCAACAAUUUACAGGUUGUCCUAGCGCACCUCUGUCACAAAGGAGCAGAAGAGGCCCGAUUAACUUGAAUUUUGCUGUCGGGAGUGAACGGAACCAAAGCAAUAUUGCAACUUCCAUAAUGUCUGCUUCUGGAAACGGUUAUAAUUUUUACCAACAAAGUCAUCAAGAGCAGCUGCGGCAGCAAAUGUACCAGGAACAGCAGCAGGCAGUCUCAUUUGACAACGUUCAACACGAUGCCUUUUUUCCAAGUUCUAGCAGUAGAGCUAAUGCAGAUCUGAUCCUUGACGGUUUCGACUUGGAUAAUAUUUCUUUACAGGCGCUUACCGGGGACGUGCCCUGCUCCAGUGGAAAUGCAAAUGAUAGCAAUUACUUCUUGUAAGGAUUAGGUUAUCUAGUCAUAUCAUCACCUACUUUUGGUGUUUGUUUAUCUGUCAGAAUUUGAUUAGGAAUCCGGAAAUAAUGUCUUGAUUUAUUCAACUACUUUAUUAUUUUUUUGUUUGAAUUAAUAUCAUAGACAAGAAACCAGGAAUUACUAUUUGUUUAAUUCCUGAAGGAAGUCAACAAGAAACAUUGGAGGAAUGUUUUUGAUAUGCAGUUGCAGAUCUCGUCAUAUUAUUCCUUCACGAAAAUUGGAAUUCAU
Theobroma umbraticum is the source of this 1167-nucleotide messenger RNA. RefSeq names its product VQ motif-containing protein. NCBI's taxonomy places the organism in Eukaryota, Viridiplantae, Streptophyta, Magnoliopsida, Malvales, Malvaceae. The record is from RefSeq and is a predicted model, not a curated record.